ACUGAAACACAUUAUGAGCUGUCAUUCACUCACAGUUCCAUUUUCUUGCCUCUUCAUUGUACACUAGUACUAGUAGCUAUUCCUCUCUCUCACACACACAAAUAUUUUCUUUGUUUUGGUUCCCAAAAUUUACCUUUUUCGUAUGCAUUCUUGCAUUCUUGAUUCUUAUCCUUUUGUGUGUGUGUUUUUUUGGUUUUCCGAAAAGAUAGUUUCUUGAUUUUCUCAAACACGUCUUCUUCCAAAACCCAAAGUUAAAUACUUUAUUCUUUAAAAACCCAAGAUCCCCAUCUUCUCUGAAUUAUAAAUUAAUAAUAAUAAUAAAAAGAAUACUUUAUAAUCUUUCUUUGUUUUUUUCUUUUUUUACAAAUAUGGAUGCUUCACAGAAAACUAUUCUUGUUACUGGUGGUGCUGGGUUCAUUGGUACUCAUACAGUGGUACAGCUACUCAAUGAAGGUUUUAAAGUGUCAAUUAUUGACAAUCUUGAUAACUCUGUUAUUGAGGCUAUUGAUAGGGUUAAGGAAUUAGUGGGUCCUGAGCUCUCUAAGAAACUCCAGUUCAACUUGGGUGAUUUGAGGAACAGGGAUGACUUGGAUAAGCUUUUCUCUAAGACAAAGUUUGAUGCUGUCAUCCAUUUUGCUGGCCUUAAGGCUGUUGGGGAGAGUGUCGGUAACCCUCGUCGGUAUUUUGACAAUAAUUUGAUUGGCACUAUCAAUCUGUAUGAGAUCAUGGCCAAAUAUAAUUGCAAAAAGAUGGUAUUCUCAUCUUCCGCAACUGUGUAUGGCCAACCCGAGAAAAUACCAUGUGUUGAGGAUUUUGAGUUGAAGGCCAUGAAUCCUUAUGGACGGACCAAGCUUUUCCUUGAGGAAAUUGCACGAGAUAUUCAGAAGGCUGAACCAGAUUGGCGUAUCAUUUUACUGCGUUACUUCAAUCCUGUUGGUGCUCAUGAGAGUGGUAAAAUUGGAGAAGAUCCAAAAGGCAUCCCGAAUAACCUCAUGCCUUACAUACAACAAGUGGCUGUAGGCAGAUUACCUGAACUUAAUGUAUAUGGUCAUGAUUAUCCAACCAAGGAUGGCAGCGCGAUCCGAGACUACAUCCAUGUUAUGGACUUAGCUGAUGGCCAUACUGCCGCACUUAGGAAACUUUUUACCACAGAGAGUAUAGGUUGUGUUGCCUACAACUUGGGAACUGAAUGUGGUACAUCUGUGCUCGAAAUGGUUGCAGCUUUCGAAAAAGCUUCCGGAAAGAAAAUCCCCAUUAAACUAUGCCCAAGAAGACCUGGAGAUGCUACUGCCGUUUAUGCUUCUACCGAGAAAGCUCAAAGGGAACUUGGCUGGAAGGCAAAAUAUGGUGUAGCUGAGAUGUGUAGGGAUCAAUGGAAGUGGGCGAGCAGCAAUCCAUGGGGAUACCAGUCAAAAAAGCCUUAAAAGCUUUGCUUAAGAUUUUCUCAUGUUACAUCAACAUCAACAUGUUUAAGCAAAAGUUACCCCCUUAGUGUUCAAACAACUUAUAGAUUUCUUAUGUGUUAAUUGUCAAUUUGAGUUGAUGUUUUUAUUUAAAGUAAUUACAUAUAUUUAUAUAAAUUUUAGCACGUUGAUAAUUCUUAUUUAUUCACAUUUUUAUAUGAUUAUUUAUUUGAUUCA
Molecule: messenger RNA, 1640 nt
Organism: Gossypium raimondii (Peruvian cotton)
Lineage: Eukaryota; Viridiplantae; Streptophyta; Magnoliopsida; Malvales; Malvaceae
Product: bifunctional UDP-glucose 4-epimerase and UDP-xylose 4-epimerase 1
Exons: 9
Coding region: 369-1424 (351 amino acids)
Biological process (GO): galactose metabolic process; rRNA processing
Cellular component (GO): cytosol
Molecular function (GO): RNA binding; UDP-glucose 4-epimerase activity
Source: RefSeq, a predicted model, not a curated record